Messenger RNA from Phyllostomus hastatus (greater spear-nosed bat), 1599 nucleotides. It is a transcript of the gene CHRM5, whose product is annotated as cholinergic receptor muscarinic 5. The record is from RefSeq and is a predicted model, not a curated record. Gene Ontology annotation, biological process: chemical synaptic transmission; adenylate cyclase-inhibiting G protein-coupled acetylcholine receptor signaling pathway; G protein-coupled receptor signaling pathway, coupled to cyclic nucleotide second messenger. The coding region runs from base 1 to 1599 and encodes 532 amino acids. The transcript has a single exon. Lineage: Eukaryota; Metazoa; Chordata; Mammalia; Chiroptera; Phyllostomidae. Gene Ontology annotation, molecular function: G protein-coupled acetylcholine receptor activity; G protein-coupled serotonin receptor activity. Gene Ontology annotation, cellular component: plasma membrane; synapse; dendrite.
AUGGAAGGAGAAUCUCCCCACAAUGCAACUACUGUCAACAGCACCCCGGUGAAUCACCAGGCUUUGGAACACCAUGGGCUGUGGGAAGUCAUCAGCAUCGCAGCUGUGACUGCUGUGGUCAGCCUGAUGACCAUCGUGGGCAAUGUCUUAGUCAUGAUCUCCUUCAAAGUCAAUAGUCAGCUGAAGACGGUCAACAACUAUUACCUGCUGAGCUUGGCCUGUGCAGAUCUCAUCAUUGGGAUCUUCUCCAUGAACCUCUAUACCACCUACAUCCUCAUGGGACGCUGGGCUCUCGGGAGUUUGGCCUGUGACCUUUGGCUUGCGCUGGACUACGUGGCCAGCAACGCUUCCGUCAUGAACCUUCUGGUGAUCAGUUUUGACCGUUACUUUUCUAUCACAAGACCCCUGACAUAUCGGGCCAAGCGAACCCCCAAGAGGGCUGGCAUCAUGAUUGGCUUGGCCUGGCUCAUCUCCUUCAUCCUCUGGGCCCCGGCGAUCCUCUGCUGGCAGUACUUGGUCGGGGAGAGAACGGUCCCACCUGAUGAGUGCCAGAUCCAGUUCCUCUCGGAGCCCACCAUCACGUUUGGCACUGCCAUUGCUGCCUUCUACAUUCCUGUUUCUGUCAUGACAAUUCUCUACUGCCGAAUCUACCGGGAAACUGAGAAGCGGACCAAGGACCUUGCUGACCUGCAGGGCUCAGACUCUGUCGCUGAAACCGAGAAGCGAAAGCCUGCUCACAAGACUUUGCUCAGGUCCUGCUUCAGCUGCCCUCGGCCCACACUGGCCCAGAGGGAAAGGAACCGAGCUUCCUGGUCGUCCUCCCGCAGGAGCCCCUCAGCCACUGGACAGGCAGCCCAAGCCCCCGGCCCAAGCCCGGAGUGGGACAAAGCAGAGCAGCUCACCACGUGUAGCAGCUGCCCCUCCUCAGAGGACGAGGAUAAGCCCACCACUGACCCUGUCUUCCAGGUGGUCUACAAGAGUCAGGCCAAGAAACAUGCAAGGGAAGAGUUCAGUACUGAAGAGACUGAGGAAACUUUCGUGAAAGAUCAAACUGAGAAAAAUGACUAUGACACCCCAAGAUAUUUCCUGUCUCCAGCGGCUGCUCAUAGACCCAAGAGCCAGAAAUGUGUGGCCUAUAAGUUCCGACUGGUGGUCAAAGCCGAUGGGACCCAGGAGACCAACAAUGGCUGUCGCAAGGUGAAAAUCAUGCCAUGCUCCUCCCCGGUGUCCAAGGACCCUUCAAGGAAAGGCCUGGAUCCCAACCUCAGCCAUCAAAUGACCAAACGGAAGAGAAUGGUCCUUGUCAAAGAGAGGAAAGCAGCCCAGACCCUGAGUGCCAUUCUCCUGGCCUUCAUCAUCACAUGGACCCCUUACAACAUCAUGGUCCUGGUGUCCACCUUCUGUGACAAGUGUGUCCCAGUCACCCUGUGGCACUUGGGCUACUGGUUGUGCUACGUCAAUAGCACUGUCAACCCCAUUUGCUAUGCCCUCUGCAACAGAACCUUCAGGAAGACCUUUAAGAUGCUGCUUCUCUGCCGAUGGAAAAAGAAAAAAGUGGAAGAGAAGCUGUACUGGCAAGGGAACAGUAAGCUGCCCUGA